UCCCCAACCCCACCCCCACACCCAAUCUCUUCCUCUAUUCCUCCCUCCUCACUUCCGCGUACUCAAAUAUCACGCGCAAGAGAGAGAGAGAGAGAGAGAGUCCUCACGAGCUCCGUAGUUGGAGAGAAAUGGUGGGGGUGGGGGAGAUGUGGGAGACGCUGAAGCAGGCGAUCGCGGCGUACACGGGGCUCUCCCCGGCGGCGCUCUUCACGGCGGUGGCGGUCGCCGCCGCGCUCUACCACGUGGCGGCGGGGCUACUCCAGGGGCCGCCGCCGCCGCCGCCGCGGAGGAGGGAGGCGGGGAGCGAGGCCGAGGACGCGGCGGAGCCCCUCCCUCCCCCCGUCGAGCUCGGCGAGGUCACGGAGGAGGAGCUCAGGGCCUUCGAUGGCUCCGAUUCCAAGAAGCCCCUCCUCAUGGCCAUCAAGGGCCAGAUCUACGACGUCUCCCAAAGCAGGAUGUUUUAUGGACCUGGUGGCCCGUACGCGCUCUUCGCCGGCAGAGAUGCGAGCAGAGCACUUGCCAAGAUGUCCUUCGAGCAAAAGGAUCUGACGGGCGAUAUCUCCGGCCUCGGACCCUUUGAGCUGGAGGCCUUGCAGGACUGGGAGUACAAAUUCAUGAGCAAGUACGUGAAGGUCGGAACGAUCAAGAAAUCUGUCCCCGUCACAGACGCAGAUCCUAGUAAUCCCUCGGAACCAUCGGAAAAAGGUGCUGAUGUCAGCCCUAGCGACUGUCAAGCAAGCGAUGCUGCCGAGACGCGGGAGAAUGGGCCAGCAAGCAGUGAAGACAAAGAUCAGAAGGCUGGGGAGGCUGAGAAUGGACCUAGAGACCUAGUAGAGGAAGCAGAGUAUACUAAUACAGGAUCAAAGGAAGGUGAAGUAAAGGAUGCUGGUGUAGAUGAAGUCCCCAAAGAGUAGGAGAAAUAAGGGGGAACAAAUGCAUUUUCAUCCAUAUAAAUCAUCCCUGGAAUUUUACUGUAUUGGUUUUCGACAUAUGCUUGUUAUUGUCCGCAGGGUGGGAUUAUAUAUGUUAGGACUUGGUGAAAUGCUGUCAAAUGCUCUCUUCUCUUAUCAUAAUGCUUAGUAAUAUAAUUUUUGUUUAUAUGAUUAUAAGUGAAGAGUUUGAUUUUUGUUUUUGAAAA
Molecule: messenger RNA, 1138 nt
Organism: Ananas comosus (pineapple)
Lineage: Eukaryota; Viridiplantae; Streptophyta; Magnoliopsida; Poales; Bromeliaceae
Product: membrane steroid-binding protein 2-like
Exons: 2
Coding region: 129-914 (261 amino acids)
Cellular component (GO): endomembrane system; membrane
Source: RefSeq, a predicted model, not a curated record